This is a messenger RNA of Thunnus maccoyii (southern bluefin tuna), 3716 nucleotides long. RefSeq names its product osteoglycin, paralog a (gene ogna). NCBI's taxonomy places the organism in Eukaryota, Metazoa, Chordata, Actinopteri, Scombriformes, Scombridae. Gene Ontology annotation, molecular function: protein binding. The record is from RefSeq and is a predicted model, not a curated record.
AGUCAUCACAUCAAUUCCAGCCUAUAAUCAAUGUCUGUCUAACUGCUGCUAAAUGUGUUUUCUGACCAACUGCUGAGAGAAGAACAGGGCCAGCGAAGUUAAAAAAAACACUCAUCCAGACUAAUGAAAGAUAGGUUGGUUAUUACCAGUCAUUACUGAGUGGUUGGGCAGAGACCACAGACAUUCCUCCUGACAAAACACACUCACACUGUGGUUGUCAACUUUCAGUUUUCUGCUUUCACUGCAGUUUUACUGUGCUUAUUUUUCUCAUAUACACAUUUAAGUGACAUUUAACAGAAAAAAAUCAACACUUUAUUCUCUCUUUGAAUCUGUCUUUUUUCAUAUUUGCCUCUUUUUUUUUCUUUUUUUUUCUUUUAUUGUAUCUGCCUCUGUGUCCAUUGUCUGUGUGUUUCUCUCCCCUUCUCCCGGCAGAUGGAUGGUGGGUGGUCAGGUAAGGGUUAAGUGCUCUGCUCUAUAAAUUCUGCUUUAAGAGACUGCUGGAAGCUACUGGUUCAGCCUUUAAAUACAGUCAUUUGACACAUCCCGACAGGGGCUCGUAGCAGAGAGCAUCUGCUGACCCAAACUCAGGCUUUAAGGCAAGUUCGUGUGUCAGUGUCACACUGCUUUGGACGGCAUGAAGGCUCUGUUAUUCACCUGUAUGCUGGUGCCGUGGCUGGUGGCUGCCUCGGCCAGGAGGUUUGACCAGGACUCACAGCUGAUACCGGGAUCUCUACCUGGCAGGGAGCUGAACAGAUACUUCAGAAUGUUUAUGUUUUGCUCUACUCAAUGAGCAGGCCACUAUAUGAACAGGUUGUGUUUUCUCCUGCAGAGGGCGCUGCCUCCUGCUGAUGAACCUGAUGACGGUCCAAUCUCGGAGGGAGGAGAUGUCUCUGACUUGCCCACCUGCCUGCUGUGUGUAUGCCUGACUGGCUCAGUGUACUGUGAGGAGGUCAGUCCAGACAUGACCUCUGUUCCCACCCUGCCAAAAGAGACGGCCUAUCUGUAUGCCCGCUUCAACAAGAUCAAAAAGAUCAGUGCCAAAGACUUUGCUGACAUUGUGACUCUGAAAAGGAUUGACCUGACGGGGAACCUCAUCUCAGAGAUUGAGGACGGGGCAUUCUCUAAGCUACCCCUGCUUGAGGAAUUGUCUCUGGCUGAGAACAAACUGGUCAAACUUCCUAUGCUCCCUCCCAAACUCACAACCUUCAAUGCUAACAACAAUCUCCUCAAAACCAAGGGUGUCAAAGCUAAUGCUUUCAAGAAAUUGACCAAGCUGAUCAACCUGUACCUGGCCGAGAACCAGCUGGAAGCUGUUCCACACAUCCCAGAGAGCGUUAGGAUCUUACAUCUACAGAACAACAACAUCACUGAGGUCAACACAGACACCUUCUGUAGGUCCAAUGACACCUACUACCUACGACCAAGCCUCAGUGAGGUCCGUAUGGAUGGCAACCCCGUGGUAUUGUCUAAAUAUCCUGACAGCUUCACUUGUAUGAAGGUACUGCCUGUCGGACGGUACCGCUGAGGAGGCAGAAACUUUACUGUAGCCCCUUCGAUGCUGAUGGAGCAGUUUUCCCACAACAGAGUGCUGGGGGGAUACCGCGACGUUCUGGAUUUUGGGGCACUGGUCCCAUGAUUGGGAUAAAGGUGUCAACAUUUUUACUUCAGUAAACCUACAAACAGCUUCUGACACUGUCAGGUCAAAAUGAAAGUAAAGGUCUAGAAUUGAAGGCAUUUCUCUACUUAUCUAAUGGCCUUCAUCAGUUCUACUGACUGGUGGGGCGUAUCAGGCAUUUAAACUUCUGCAAGAAGUUGCACAAGAGAGUUCUUGAGAGUCAUCAGAGUCACAUGAAUUGGUGCAAAACCAUCCAAGAAGAUGUGUGAAGUCCUCAAUAUGCUCCAAACAAACUAUUUCGUCUGACCCCAUCUUAAGUCAAGUGUUUCUACCUGUUCUGAAAAGCCUGCCAUCAUAGCCCCAUCCUGGCUGCACCUGAUUGCCUUGCUCCGUACAAAGCUUGUCCAACACAGCCAUUGAUUCAGCCAUCUGAAAUGGGGCUUCAGAUGCUAUUAAAUGAUUUGACACACUUUGUUUGAAGCAUACUGAGGCCUUGACACUGGGACUGUAAGUGGCAGAUGGCCUAAAUGGUUUAGGCCACUUGUUCAGAAGACACCACAGGUGAGGGGCCUUCUGAGUGUCUUUUUCAUGCCAGUAGAACUUACGUAACCCAUUGAAUGAGUGGAGAAGCGUCAGCACCUCUAAAACUACAGUCCAAUUAAUCGUUUCAUUUCGACCUGACGCUGUGGUACCUGGAUGAAUGAAACUAAUCUACACAGACAGCUUGUGACAUUGAACUAACACACACCUGCAGCCAAAAGCCAACAGGUUUGCUUGAAAGUAUUACUAUUAGUUUAAAACACAAAAGGUCAAUGUUUUCACAGUCUUUGUGAAAUGAAUUAUAAAAUAAGUAUUUUGUUCUAAUAAGUAACUAUUAUUCCCCCCCCCCAAAAAAAUCAAGAUAUUGCUGCAAAUUUCCAGAUAUCCUUACUGCUUUUCCAGACUUAAACAAGUAUCUUCAACAAGUGUAAAAUCUCUCAUCUCAAGAUUUUACACUAAAUUAACAACAAAAUGUUUCAGAAUACCACACCAAGUAAAAUAUGUCCAACAGCUGCGGACCCACAUGUUUUUAUAGCCUUGCAAAUUUAGAUUACAGUUUUCAUCUCACUCAAGGGGCAUUCCAUCUGGACAUACGUCACUGCAACAAUAAUAUAUGACUGAACUGCAAAUUUUGAUUAUAAGCAUUAAUAGUAGUGAAUGUGAGACUUUGGCUGGCAUUGAACCGAACACAUUCCAACAAUAUCAAAAGUUUUCACAACUGAAUGAAAAUGUUAAUGCAGUUAAUGUAAGAAAUGAGGAAUGUUUUUAGAUGUUUUUGCUAAACCACAUCCCAAUAAUAGUAUUUUUGCAGUGAAUAUUUUACAAAAUCCUUGUGUCAGUAGGAAUAAAACAGAAUUUAAGUACUUUCAGUCAUAAAAAAGGAAUACUUGAUCCGUGCAGGUUGAUUCUUAGUCUUAUUUUCUUCAACUGAAGCUUGUAACAUGACAGUGAAAAAAAGUUUCUGAUAUGGCACUUAAAGGAGCCUAUGAACAUUGUGAGCAUUUCUCAUUACAUGAAUUGUAUGUUGCUUGGAGAUUUCUUACAUAUCAGACUGUUGAUCCCAGCUAACUCAGAAAUCUUAUCAUUAGGUUGUCUUGAAAUGUCAGCAGGAAUAGUCUGUAAAUACUUUUUUCAUCAAAUGUCUCUGAAAAAUGACUAGAAAUGAACACAAUUGGCUUUGCCAUUGUGUGAAUUAAUUUGACUUUUAAUUAUACCAUUAAAUGACUCUCCAUAAGGGCAAUGACCAUGUAAACUUAUCCACCUGCAGGCUUUCUUAAGUACUGUGUGACCUAUCAUCACUUACUUUUUUAAUUUAUAGACUCCAGUUAAAGUGAACUGGGGAACAAUGUAUCUAUGAACUAUAGUAAUGUGAAAGUUACUCUUCUAUAUUUUGUCUUCUUUUAAAAUGUCUUGCUUGUGUCCCUAACUCUUCCCUUCCAGUAAUAAAAUUUACUUUAGAAAUUAUUACUUAUGUGAAUAAGACAGUGGUGUACAGGAAGAUGUGUAUGUGACAUGGCUUUUUGUUUAAGAUGUUUUAAUAAAGUUAAACUUUUUUAAUUAA